This is a messenger RNA of Spodoptera littoralis (African cotton leafworm), 735 nucleotides long. Lineage: Eukaryota; Metazoa; Arthropoda; Insecta; Lepidoptera; Noctuidae. The record is from the annotation of a GenBank genome assembly.
AUGAUGUGUGAUGGUGGAAACAAGGAGGGCCAAGUGCGGCGAGCCUGUCGGACAAUGGUGAGCGUGACACUGCUGCCGCUCUUGGUGCUGGUGGCUACUGCUGAUUGCUGUUAUCUUUUCCCCAGCGACGUUCCGGAUCCGUGUCGUGGUGUAAUUUGCGGGCCGGGUGCGCUGUGCCGGCCCACGCCCGAUGGCCGCGCGUACAAUUGCGAGUGCCCCACGUCGUGCCCCAGCUACGGCGACCACGAGGGCUCCAGACCACUCUGCGCAAGCGACGCCCGAGACUACCCUGGCGACUGUGAGAUGCGCAGAGCUGCCUGCGAAUCAAAUACAAAUAUAACUUUCAAGUAUUAUGGUAAAUGUGAUCCUUGCUCUGGAGUGACGUGUCCAGACCCUGAAGUGUGUCAGCUGGACGACCGACGGUCUCCAUCCUGCCGUUGUGCGGAACCCUGUCCCCUCGAGUUCUCCCCAGUCUGCGCCUCCGACGGGAAAACCUAUUCAAACGAGUGUCAGAUGCAUCGGGAGUCCUGUCGAGCCAGAAAGCAGUUGAAGAUUAUAUUUAAAGGACAGUGCAGUUCUGGUGUAAACCCUUGUGCCGAGUGGAGUGUAGGCACGGUGCGGAGUGUCGCGUUGAGGGAGGUGGUGCGGUGUGUGCCUGUCCACCACCCUGUGAGCCUGUCUUACGGCCCGUUUGCGGCUCGGACUCACGCACUCACGAUAGCGAGUGUGAACUGA